Molecule: messenger RNA, 792 nt
Organism: Selaginella moellendorffii
Lineage: Eukaryota; Viridiplantae; Streptophyta; Lycopodiopsida; Selaginellales; Selaginellaceae
Product: extensin-1-like
Exons: 2
Coding region: 183-713 (176 amino acids)
Source: RefSeq, a predicted model, not a curated record
AGGGCAUCUUCCCAAAGGACUUCCAGCUUGAAACUUUGUGUCGCCUUGCUCCAGCGACAUGAUGGAAAACUCGCAACCAAAAACUGUCCGCUUAUAUGGCUAGCCCGGAGGAUCUGUGGCAGCCACUCGCAUAAACUUCUCGGAACUCGUCCGGGUCCCGAGAAGAUCUAGAAAAACAAGGAAUGGGAACUUCUGCGAAUGGUGUCGGUGGUGGUUCUGCGAUUCUUCUCUGGAUUUCGGUGUUGACAAUCCUCCUCGGAGCUGCUGCCACUGUUGCCGCGAGGUCCACACUGGUCGGAGCAGCCACCGAAAUGAAGAACGAGUACUUCCACCAUCCUCCACUCGAGUUUCCAAAGCCGCCACCGUUCGAGUUCAAAGAACCUCCGUAUGAGCUGCCCAAGCCUCCGCCAUUCUCGUACAAGGAGCCACCGUUUGAUCUUCCAAAGCCACCGCCACUCUCGUACAAUGAGCCAGAGUUUACUCUUCCAAAGCCUCCGCCAUUCUCAUACAAAGAGCCACCGUUCGAUCUUCCAAAGCCGCCACCAUUCUCGUACAAAGAGCCACCAUUGGAUCUUCCCAAGCCGCCGCCAAUCUCCUACAAAGAACCACCGUUCGAUCUUCCAAAGCCGCCGCCGUUCUCGUACAAAGAGCCACCAUUGGAUCUUCCCAAGCCGCCGCCAAUUUCGUACGAGGCUUCAUUUCACCACCACUAGCAUGGUAAAUAGUAAAAACUGUACUUUGUGUGUGUAAAUCUCAAAGAACGUUUAUAAUUUAAAAAAGCGAUUAGGGCUC